GUUUGCUUCUUUGUCUUCUUCUACUUCAUAGCUGCGGCAGUGAAAGCAAAAACACAAAGAUAAAUAUGUCUGAAGCGCUCGAGCGUGCACAGCUGAAAACGACGGAGACCUCCAUUGAUAACACCUCGAAGUUGCUUCAGCCUCCCAAUCCCAAGAUUGUCGUUUUGGCCGACCUAAACGACGAUCCACCUGAAACCGAUGGCGGCGAUUCUCUCCCCUCCUCAGCUCCUGACUUCACCAGGUUGGCAAUUGAUGAAAGCAGUCAAGAUAAGAGUACAGUAGUUUGUAAGGACAACGACAUGGUAGAAGGUGAAGGGAAGAGGCUAAACAAGCUUGGAAGAUGCCGUUCGAGAACUAAGGCCGAGUCCCUCCUUGAUGGUGGAGCUGAUGCAGAUGGCGAUUUGCAUGCUCCUGGGGUUCCCUCGUCUCGUGAGGAAAGAGUCAGCAGCCUUAAGACAGCUUUGGUACAUGUUUCAAGAAAGACGCCAAAAAAUGCUCAUGCUCAUUUUAUUCUGGGCCUAAUGUAUCAAAGGUUGGGCCAACCAUCAAAGGCAGUCUUGGCAUACGAGAAGGCAGCAGAGAUCUUGCUUCGUCCAGAGACAGAGAUUGACAGACCAGACUUACUUUCACUAGUUCAAAUCCACCAUGCACAGUGCCUUUUAUUAGAAAGUUCAGGGGAUAGUAGUCGGGAUAAUGAACUUGAACCUGAAGAGCUUGAGGAAAUUCUUUCAAAACUGAAAGAAUCAAUACAAUCAGAUAUCAGGCAGGCAGCUGUUUGGAAUACCCUUGGCUUGAUACUUCUUAGAACUGGUCGUUUGCAGAGUGCUAUUGCAGUUUUGUCAUCUUUGUUGGCUAUUACUCCUGACAACUAUGAUUGCCUUGGGAACCUUGGGAUGGCUUACCUUCAGAGUGGAAAUUUGGAGCUGUCAGAAAAGUGUUUCCAAGAGUUAAUCCUCAAAGAUCAAAAUCAUCCGGCAGCUUUGAUCAAUUAUGCCGCCCUUCUUUUGUGUAAACAUGGCUCAGUUGUUGCAGGUGCUGGGGCAAAUGGUGGAGAAUGUGCUUCUGCAGAUCAGAUUACAGCUGUCAAUGUUGCAAAAGAAUGUUUGUUAGCAUCCUUGAAGGCAGAUCCUAGGGCAGCACACUUAUGGGCUAAUCUUGCUAAUGCAUAUUACCUGAUUGGUGAUCAUAGAAGUUCCAGCAAGUGCUUGGAGAAGGCAGCAAAACUGGAGCCUAAUUGCAUGUCUACUCGAUAUGCUGUUGCAAUCCACCGGAUCAAGGAUGCAGAAAGGUCUCAAGAUCCUAGUGAACAGCUUUCUUUGGCUGGAAAUGAAAUGGCGUCCAUAAUAAGAGAUGGAGAUUCUGCUCUACUUGAGUUUCCAAUAGCAUGGGCAGGGCUUGCAUUGGUUCACAAGGCGCAACACGAGAUUGCUGCUGCAUUUGAAACUGAACAGAACGUGCUGUUGGAAGUGGAAGAUCGUGCUGUCUACAGUUUAAAGCAGGCAGUCACUGAAGAUCCAGAUGAUCCUGUGCAAUGGCACCAGCUAGGCCUCCACAGCCUCUGCACUCGACAAUUCAAGAACUCGCAGAAGUAUCUCAAAGCUGCGGUUGCUCGUUUUAAGGAUUGCAGCUAUGCGUGGUCAAAUCUAGGUAUCUCACUACAACUGUCGGAUGAGCCGUCACAAGCUGAAGAAGUAUACAAGCGGGCAUUGGCAUUGGCAACAACUGAAGAUGCAUACACCAUAUUUUCCAACCUUGGGAAUCUCUACCGCCAGCAGAAAAAAUAUGAACGUGCUAAGGCAAUGUUUUCAAAGUCACUGGAACUCCGACCUGGCUACGCUCCUGCAUAUAACAAUCUGGGUCUCGUAUUUGUUGCUGAAGGUCAGUGGGAGGAAGCCAAGUUCUGUUUUGAUAAAGCCCUCCACGCAGACCCAUUGCUGGAUGCAGCCAAGUCAAACAUCAUUAAAGCAACAGCAAUGUCCCGAUUGUGUGUAGGUUUUUCCUGACAUCUAUCUUCAAGAUCGAACAACACAAGAAAAGGUGGACAGUUUCUUUCUCAACACUGGCUUAGGGCUCUAAAGCGGCAUCGAAACCCAAUAACCUUUAUUUCAUGUGAUCUUACUCCCUAACCUACAAGCCUUUUCUUUCGUCUGCCGGCUGUAGUCAGACUUGACAGGAAAAAGGUGGUAGAUAUAACGCUGCAAACAGAGUUCCACAACGGGCUUGGUGGAAGGUUCACUACCUUCAAGUCGUCCUACAAUUCCGAACAUGGCAACUUCACUAGGCCUGAGCAGCAUUGGCCAAUGGUCAGUACCAUCGUCAGGUGAUCCGUUUUUGGCUGUACAGAAUAUUGCAGACAUUACAGAUGGCGACAACCCUGACCUAACACAACUAUUACCCGUUCUUUCCUCUACAAACAUCCUCGACCAGCUUUAGCUAGACCAACGGAAUGCACAAGUUUGAUAGGAUUUUUGGUGGGGCUUGGUCUUGGUGGCUUAACUACAUCCCGCUAUUUCUGUGCAGCAAAUGCUUCACAAGUCGGAUUUUGCAACAAAAGUUGAAGCUUCGAAUGGCAUUCCUCGACCUGCUUGUUCGAGCAGGAGCACAUAGCCACACACAACUUUUGUUGGUUGUUGAUUAUAUGUACCGUUGUACUUUAUUGUUGUAAUGUGUAUUUUACUCGGUUUAAUUUAAGCUCAAUGUAGUAAGCUUAUGUAGUUUUUGUAGCUUAUGCCUAGAUGUUUGGAUAAACCGUAACGUGUAUGCUUAAUUAAAAGAAGAAAAACCACACACAUGUAUAUGGUAAAUUGGUAAUAUACAGGUCAUCUUUAAUGAUGCAACUUGAUGCUCAGAAUUGAAGUGAGCCACACAUUGAUGCCAGAUCGUUUCAUUACUUUAAACCCUCUA
Molecule: messenger RNA, 2904 nt
Organism: Morus notabilis
Lineage: Eukaryota; Viridiplantae; Streptophyta; Magnoliopsida; Rosales; Moraceae
Product: probable UDP-N-acetylglucosamine--peptide N-acetylglucosaminyltransferase SEC
Exons: 11
Coding region: 66-2003 (645 amino acids)
Molecular function (GO): protein binding
Source: RefSeq, a predicted model, not a curated record